AUGGCUCCAUCAGACACGAGGCAGUCUCGGCCUCCAACGGAACCUGCCAUAACAUCCUUUUUAUUGGGCAAUUUACACUGCCCGACAUGCGUCUCGGCUAUCAAAGAAGUCCUCUAUGCGUCGUGCAAAGACAAGAUCAGGUGGGUGUCGCCCAACAUUGUGACGGCUGUUGUUACCGUUGAACACGACUUGGACGCCCCAAUCAGCACCAUGGCCGCCGAGCUUUCAAGAGCAGGAUUCGAGGUUUGCGGUGUAACCACCUCGGCUGGUGACAGAACGACCCAGGAGGCACACCUCGACUCGGAAGCUACAACUGCAGCUAUGAACAUCUGUGGUAAGGAAGCUACCAGCAGUCGCCAUAAAGGGAAACAACCUGCCGCCGCAUCAUCAUGGCUUAGAUCACCACUAUUUGGCUCCAAGUCGUCUCAUAUCGAUGCGCACUUGAAGAACUGCGAGGACUGUCGCGGAAAGGGUUCAGACUCGGCUAUCAGGCCUGAUCCAAUCCCUAGUGCACAGCCGACGACCCGUAACUUGGGUGUUGUCAUACGGCCCCCAGCUCCGUCAAGGUCCAGGAGUAACAACGGCGAAUCAUCUUCAUCUUCAGCAUCAUCAUCAGCUUCUUCAUCACCACCAAUCAUGUCUAUCGAGUCUUUUGCUUCACCAAAUCUUGACGAUGCCCCGAUAUGGAGAGCUACCGUCGCCAUUGGUGGCAUGACAUGCGCAGCAUGCUCGAAUGCAAUCACCAAAGAGCUUAGCAAGAGGGAUUGGAUUUCCAAUAUUGCCGUUAACCUCAUCACCAACAGUGCAACUGUUGACUUUGCAGACAGAAGCAAAGCGGACAAGAUCGUGGACGAGAUCGAGGACCUUGGAUACGAUGCCGCGAUUGACACCAUCACCAACUUGAAGGAGGAGAAGACGGGGCAGGAAGAAAGGACUGUGGAGAUCUCGGUGGAGGGCAUGUACUGCGACCAUUGUCCUCGACGGACGAUCCAGAACCUGGAGACCUUUGGCUUGCGGUACACUCUUCGCGUGGAUCGGGAGCCGACGCAUCAACAUCCUAUCAUGAAGGUCACAUAUGUGCCCAGUUCUCCCGACUUUACGAUACGUCGAAUUCUUGCCUCGAUCGAGGCCAGCGAUCCGGCAUUCAAAGCUUCCAUAUACCACCCACCGACACUCGAAGAGCGAUCCAAGGAGAUUCAAAGAAAGCAUUUGAGACAAAUCUUAUACAGAGUUAUCUUUACAGGGAUACUUUGCAUUCCAACAUUUGUACUCGGUAUCGUCUACAUGACACUCUUGCCGGACAGCAAUAUGGAAAAGCACUAUCUUAUGAUGCCCUGGGUUGCGGGUAUCAGUCGGCUCCAAAUGGCACUCUUCAUCCUGGCAACCCCGGUCUACUUCUUCGCCGCCGACAUGUUUCACUUGCGAGCUUUCAAGGAGAUCUGGACACUCUGGAAACCUGAAUCUAGGACACCAAUUCUCCAACGCUUCUACCGGUUCGGGAGCAUGAACACACUGAUGUCUCUGGGUACCACUAUUGCCUACGUCAGCUCUACAAGCCAGCUGAUUUCGGCUGCAAUCUACAGGCCCAAGGAAAUCAACGACGCCAAUUUCUACUUUGAUGCCGUCGUUUUCCUUACUUUCUUCUUGUUGCUCGGUCGGCUCAUUGAAUCAUACAGCAAAUCCAAGACUGGUGAUGCCGUUGAGGCGCUUGCCAGAUUGAGACCAACUACUGCCAUCCUUGUCGAGCAGAGCACAGACAGUAAUGGUCAGAGACACACCGAGGAUAUCGUUGUCAAAACCGAGCUUUUGGAUUUCGGGGACCUCGUACGCAUCCCACAUGGCACAUCACCACCGGCCGAUGGAAUCAUCGUGCAGGGCGCUACCAGCUUCGAUGAGUCAAGCCUAACUGGAGAGUCCAGACCGAUCAAGAAAGGUCCAGGCGAAGAGGUCUACGCCGGCACAGUCAACAAAGCUGGACCUGUUGUGAUACGCAUAACGGGCGUUUCUGGCAAUUCCAUGCUGGAUCAAAUUGUUCGCAUCGUACGUGAAGGCCAAACCAAGCGAGCGCCUAUGGAGCAGCUUGCCGACAUCCUGACGACGUACUUUGUGCCGUGUGUGACGCUUGUCGCCGUUGUUACCUGGCUUAUGUGGCUCUCGCUCGGCGUCUCGGGCGUGAUCCCAGGACACUUUUUGGACGUCACAUCGGGCGGAUGGGUUUCAUUCUCCCUUCAGUUUGCCAUAGCAGUCUUUGUUGUCGCGUGUCCCUGCGGUCUGGCACUUGCGGCCCCGACUGCCAUCUUUGUAGGCGCCGGUCUCGCGGCCAGGUACGGAAUUCUUGCCAAGGGUGGUGGUCUCGCCUUUGAGACGGCUAGUCGGAUCGACUGUGUUGUGUUUGACAAAACCGGCACCUUGACAAUGGGCGGUGAGCCCAAGAUUACAGAUUCCAAGUUUCUGGAUGGUGAGAGGGGCGAGUUUACGGUGCCCAAGCCACUUAUCAUGGCUGCCCUGAAGGCUAUCGAGGAAAACAGCAGCCACACUAUCGCCAAGGCCAUCGUUUCGUAUUGCUCACUCCAGCCCCUACCAACCGGUCAAGUCGAAGAUCUCCAGGAGAUACCUGGCAAGGGAAUGCGCGCAGUGUUCACACCCAAUGAUGGCUCUGCGGCGUUCGAGAUGAUCGUGGGCAACAAGGCCCUGAUGGAACAGUUCUCUGCUACCGUGUCUCUGUCUCUUGAUGCGACAUUAGCAAUGUGGACAGCUGGUGCCAACUCUAUUGCCCUAGCAGCUGUCAAGCCAAUUUCGGAUAAGGAAAACGAGGGCCCAGAGUCGAUAUUUGAGUCUACAUAUUCGGUUCGAGGCGCGCUCGCCAUCUCGGACCCGAUCCGGCCAGAGUCGGCAGCCGUGAUCGCAGCACUUCAGUCGCGAGGCAUACAGGUGUACAUGCUAUCCGGAGACAAUGCUGCAACAGCGCGAGCGGUCGGCAACAGACUGGGGAUUGACGUCGAACAUGUGCUGGCCGAGGUGCUACCAGCACAGAAGGCCGACAGGAUCAAAUACCUGCAAAGCACUCUCAAGGCGCAGAUCGGUGGCAAGAAGGAAUCGACGACUAAGCGAGCCAUUGUGGCCAUGGUUGGUGACGGAGUAAACGAUGCACCAGCGCUGGCACAGGCGGACGUUGGCGUGGCUAUCGGAUCUGGAUCCGACGUUGCCAUUUCCAGCGCCGGGUUCGUGCUGGUCAAGAGCGACCUUCGUAACGUUCUCACGCUGCUGGAGCUCUCAAAAGCCGUGUUCCGUCGGAUAAAGCUCAACUUUGGCUGGGCGCUGGUCUACAACGUCCUGGCUGUCCCCGUUGCUGCCGGUGCGUUAUACCCAAUUGUAGGACCGGGAGGCGAGCACGUACGACUUGACCCGGUGUGGGCGGCGUUGGCAAUGGCUUUGAGCAGCAUCAGCGUCGUUAUGAGUUCGCUUCUGCUUCGGUCACGGCUGUGGAUCGUCGGAUUCAGGCCGAGCAUAGUGGAAGUUGCCGAAGCGGAUAGCCAAGCGGAGGAGCAAGUUGGUGAUGAUGACAGCAGUGAGAGAGUGGUGGUGAUCUCUUCUGAGAUUAAUGAUGAUAAAAUCUGA
Messenger RNA from Pyricularia grisea, 3618 nucleotides. RefSeq lists its product as uncharacterized. Gene Ontology annotation, molecular function: P-type divalent copper transporter activity; copper ion binding; ATP binding. The record is from RefSeq and is a predicted model, not a curated record. The transcript has a single exon. Gene Ontology annotation, biological process: copper ion homeostasis; monoatomic cation transport. Gene Ontology annotation, cellular component: membrane. Lineage: Eukaryota; Fungi; Ascomycota; Sordariomycetes; Magnaporthales; Pyriculariaceae. The coding region runs from base 1 to 3618 and encodes 1205 amino acids.